Messenger RNA from Salmo salar (Atlantic salmon), 1832 nucleotides. RefSeq names its product very long chain fatty acid elongase 1. Gene Ontology annotation, cellular component: endoplasmic reticulum; endoplasmic reticulum membrane. Gene Ontology annotation, molecular function: fatty acid elongase activity. The record is from RefSeq and is a predicted model, not a curated record. NCBI's taxonomy places the organism in Eukaryota, Metazoa, Chordata, Actinopteri, Salmoniformes, Salmonidae. Gene Ontology annotation, biological process: very long-chain fatty acid biosynthetic process; sphingolipid biosynthetic process; fatty acid elongation, monounsaturated fatty acid.
GUAGUGUGCUUGGCCUUGGGGGUUUAAAUCUGAGUUAAAUGAGUCCUAUAGCUGUCCUCAUCUCUCUUUCUGACUUAAUCUGCCCUGGCUUUAUGUGGCCUAUUUCUAGACUGUCAAACAUUUGAGGACUUCAAGGAAGAAACAAGUACUUUUUUUUCUUCAGUUAAUCUCUCUUUGACUCUUCUGUUUUGCUGGGCCUAGUUCAUUGUGAGCUCAGUGGUUGUGACUCUCUUGUAUGUGUGCCUGAAGGACUGACGAUUUGAGGAGAGUACUGAGGACAACUUGGCAGCUUUACAGGAAUAUGACUGAACAUAAACGGCAACACCUCCCACCAUUGGCAUUCCUGCCUCUUCUGAAGAUGUUGAAACCAUGUAUUGCUACCACUGUAUCAUCAAAGGUUUUUUUGAUUGACUGACUGAAUAAAGACGCCAUCAAGAUGCUGCGAGAAGUGGGAUCCAAUAUUAUGGUGUUUUAUGAGUAUGUAUUGCAGAGAACAGACCACCGGUUGUUGCACUACCCGUUGAUGCGGACCCCCUUCCAGAUGACCAGCAUCCUGAUGGGCUAUGUGUUCUUCUCGCUGUACGCCGGGCCUCUGCUGAUGGCCAACCGCAAGCCCUAUAACCUCAAAACAGCCAUGAUCAUCUAUAACUUCAGCAUGGUGUCCCUAAAUACCUUCCUAGUCUAUGAGUUCCUGAUGUCAGGAUGGGCAACCACUUUUACCUGGAGAUGUGACCUGUGUGACUACUCAAGCAACCCACAGGCUCUAAGGAUGGUUCAAGUGGCCUGGUGGUUUUUGUUCUCUAAAUUCACCGAGCUUCUGGACACCUUUUUCUUUGUGCUGCGUAAGAAACACAGCCAGAUCACAUUUCUACAUGUCUUCCAUCACUCCUUCAUGCCCUUCACGUGGUGGUGGGGAAUUACCAUUGCUCCUGCAGGGGGAAUGAGCUCGUUCCAUGCCAUGGUCAACUGCUGUGUCCACAUCAUCAUGUACACCUACUACGGCCUGUCCGCUGCCGGACCUCGCUUCCAAAAAUACCUCUGGUGGAAGAAGUACAUGACCGCAAUCCAGCUGAUCCAGUUUGUACUGAUCUCACUUCACAUCUCUCAGUACUACUUCAUGGAGAAGUGUGACUUUCAGGUGCCCAUGUUCAUUCACCUUAUAUGGAUGUACGGCACCUUCUUCUUCCUACUCUUCUCCAACUUCUGGAUUCAGGCCUACGUGAAGGGGAAACGGCUGCCUACGGCAACCAUGGAGAAGCUAAAGCAGAAUGGCGUUAUCAACGGCGACGUUACCGUGGUCAUCAACAGCAAGCCGCUGGAGAAUAGCAACGGGAUAACAGCACAUCGUGUCAACGGCCAUAACCAACUAGGCAAAGUGAAGGAAGUCUAGUUUCGUCCUUUUGGAAGGGGAAACAUAACUGUCUGAAGGAGCCUGCAAUGCCAAAGAUUCCAAAAAAGUAUACUUAGCUACUGAUCACUUUCCUCAAAUGUAUAUUUUUAUAUUUAUCUGCAGUUCGUGGGAUAUGAAUGGCGUUAUGAAUUUGGCAGUUAGUCCCUACUUGCCACACUUUGUUAAAUUGUGGGUGGUUGAGGGAACAUGGUGUGAUUUAACUGCACAUCACCCUGUAUGAAGGUGUGUCAGUCACUAAUACCUCAAACCCAGGCUUGAAACGGCCAAUGAUAGUCCACCCAUGGACUCUUCUGGUUGGUUGACUGAAACACACUUGUAAAUAGUGUAGUUACUUUCAAAGAGGUGGUGUUUGUCACUGACCAACUUUUUUUUGCUGCUGUUUGUAUAUUUAACUUUUUGAAAUAAAACCAAUUAAGGCCGA